UAAUUAAGAAUCAUUCUCUAUAUGGUAUCGGAGAGUUAAAAGGAAUUUCUUCCUUCCCACGAUCCUGUACCGUGCGCCGUGCCUCCAUCGCCGGUCACUGCCUGCCUUUCCUCGCAGGUCUCCCAUCGCCGUGUGACCAUCACCAGCCCUUUUCUGCCCAGCUUCGACUACCACGUCUCCUUCUCUCGUCCGAUCCAUGGCACCUGCUAUCACCAAGGACACUCCCGUGGUUCAACUCCACGCCAAGACACACUUCCCCAUCAAGUUGAUUUCCACCAACUUCUCCAUAUGGCAGCGCCAAGUUCGCUCAACGCUCAUCGCGCUUGAUCUUAUGGGGUAUGUCGAUGGUACCCUUCCCGCGCCGCCUCCACUCGUUGAUGGUGCGGCCAACCCAUGCUACUCUAUUUGGUUUCGUCAAGAUCAGUCCAUCAUUGGCGCUCUCCUUGGUAGCUGCUCAGAUCAGGUUCAACCAUUCAUCUCUACAUGUGACACCGCAUGUGAUGCUUGGAAAAACCUUCAUGCCGCCUUUGCCAGUUCAAGCCGCGGCCGUAUUGUCUCUCUCAAAUCCCAAUUGGGAAAAAAUCCCAAAGGUGAUCGUUCCAUGAAUGAUUACUUGUUUGAUAUGCAGAAUAUUGCAAAUGAACUGGCGUUGGUUCAAAGUCUAGUUUCGGAAGAAGAUCUGGUCGUCCAUGUCCUAAAUCAGGUGGGUGAUGAGUAUGACUCCAUCGCUUCGGCUGCUCGAGUGCGUGUCGAGCCCCUCUCCUUCAAAGAACUUGGGGAUAUUUUGAAGGAGCAUGAAAAGAAGAUCCAACUAACUGAAGCCACUCGGAAUCUGUCCAUCGCCACGGCCAAUUAUAGUCAGCACCAAUCGAGUGGCAGUGGGGGCUCGCGGUUCGGUCAAUCCUCCCGAGAUGGUGGCCGUGAUGGUGGUUCAUCUCGCCGCGGCCAUGGACAGUCACUCGGUCGGCAGCAGCGGUCGAGCACAGGCAGUGGCUGCCAGUUUUGUUCCAUCCAGGGGCAUGAUGUUAGAGAUUGCCGAAAACUUACCCGCUUCCUCCGCACCCACGGUAUAGCUCCACAGCCUGUGGCGAACUCUACGGGCAUCCACCCUGCUACAGCCCCACCCCAGUGGCUGUUUGAUUCUGGAGCCAUCCUCACCGUUGCCCUCUCAGGACUCCUCUGUCUCCUCGGCGACUGCGCCGCCGUCGCCUCGCCCGGUUCGCAGUCGUCGUCCUAAUGUUCGGUACUUCAACUCUGACUUCGUCUCCGAUCCUCCACGUAUAAAUUCCACCACUAAACAUCCCCUUCCUCU
Cuscuta campestris is the source of this 1312-nucleotide messenger RNA. The record is from the annotation of a GenBank genome assembly. Lineage: Eukaryota; Viridiplantae; Streptophyta; Magnoliopsida; Solanales; Convolvulaceae.